Messenger RNA from Heterotrigona itama, 1213 nucleotides. The record is from the annotation of a GenBank genome assembly. Lineage: Eukaryota; Metazoa; Arthropoda; Insecta; Hymenoptera; Apidae.
AUGGAGCAGGAUCGACCGCCCUGUGGAACAUCAGGACAUCCCGGAUCAAUACGACCAACAGAGAUGGAAACAAUGACGACCGCAUGCGACGACAAAGAAAGAGCUAAACACCUACGCGAAAGUACGCCCAACGAAUGGCGCUGCUGUACCCUAAGGAGUUCAAAUAGCGGCAUGAGGCAAAAAAUGUACACGUGUGUUGCACUGGUAAUCGUUGCCCUAACGAGCACGAUGCACCUUGGUGUCGAGGCAUGGGGUGGUCUCUUUAAUCGUUUCAGCCCGGAGAUGUUAUCAAAUCUUGGCUAUGGUAGCCACGGUGAUCACAUGAGCAAAACAGGAUUAUACCAGCGUCCGUUGGCUACUAGCUAUGGAUAUUCUUACGACUCUUUAGAAGAGGUUGUACCAUGUUACGAAAGAAGGUGUACGGCUAACGAACACUGUUGUUCGUCUUUCAUUUGCGUAAACGUUGAUGGGGAUGUUGGCCACUGCGUUUUCGAAUUGGGGCAGAAGCAGGGUGAACUUUGCAGAAACGAUAACGACUGUGAAACUGGUUUAAUGUGUGCCGAAGUUGCCGGCAGCGAGACUCGUUCGUGUCAGCCGCCAGUGACUUCGAAUAAAUUGUACAGUCUGUUCGUAUUUCAAAGAUCCUCUAGUGUGCAUCGGACCAGUUGCAAUGGACCAAAUAAAAUCUGUCGUCCAGUACACUUCCGGCGAGAAACGGAUAACUGGACAAGGAAAUCGAAUCUUUAAACGAGUUGCCUUCGCCUAAGAGCUUCGUCGUUCCUCGUGUUACUGGUGAGAAUGGAAGAAGUGUCACGAAUCAAAUCCCUCUUUUUCAUUACGUUGAGAAAAAACUUAGGGUAAAUAUAUGUGUUACUUCAAAAUUCCCUGAAUUGUUUUGACGUUCGUAAUUCUCGCCUGUCGGGAUAACGAGAAGCAGGGAGAUUAUUAAACGCACUUUUCUAUUCUUUUCCUCCAAAUAUUAUACGACUGAUAAAUACGAUACAUAUCAGAAUAGUCCGUCUUAUAGAAUUAUAAGAUAUACUAUAUAUUAAUUCAGAGAAACAUUAUGCAGCGUGUCUUUAAAGAUUGAUACUAAUUCCCGAUGAAUGAUGAUGCGUACAGGGUGUGUGAUGGAAGAGAAAAAGUUCCCUCCUUUCCGACAAUUUGCUAGGCUUAUUUUCAUUCGCUCGUUCGUUUCUUUUUUUUUUUUUUU